AUGUAUUUAUCUUUAGUCUAUAAAGCACAAACAAAUACUCUAAACCAAACUUCUCAUCAUUCCAAUGUUAAUUCAUAUCCUUUAUCUACAUCUACAAAUGCAUCAGUUGAACAACAAUAUUCAUCUAAUGCAUCAGUCUCAUCUCAUUCAAAUCCAGUAACUAAACCUCAACAACGAUCACCAUAUUUACAACAAGGAAGACUUGUUAAUAGUAAUUCAAUCGAUUCAUCCUAUUCACAAUCUUAUAUUCCACAACAACAACAACAUUCAUAUUCAAUACAACAAAAUAGUUACGGACAAUAUCCAAUGUAUUAUCAACAACAAAAUCCACCAUCUCAGUCGAAUUCUCCAAUAAAUAAUUCUUCAACUAAUACACAAAAUUUUAUUUCAAAUCAACAAAUUAUGCAUAAUAAUUAUAAUGAACAACAACAAAUAUAUUAUCCACAACAAAAUUAUCUUAUGCAACAACAAUGGCCAAAUCAACCUCGCAUUCCCAUGCAACAACAACAACAACAACAACAACAACAAUAUACAUCGUCCUAUCAACAACAAGUACCACCUCAAGCUUAA
Molecule: messenger RNA, 570 nt
Organism: Rotaria sp. Silwood2
Lineage: Eukaryota; Metazoa; Rotifera; Eurotatoria; Philodinida; Philodinidae
Source: the annotation of a GenBank genome assembly